Pseudoliparis swirei is the source of this 2870-nucleotide messenger RNA. It is a transcript of the gene ctdspl2a, whose product is annotated as CTD (carboxy-terminal domain, RNA polymerase II, polypeptide A) small phosphatase like 2a. The transcript has 13 exons. The record is from RefSeq and is a predicted model, not a curated record. Bases 417 to 1826 code for a protein of 469 amino acids. Gene Ontology annotation, molecular function: phosphoprotein phosphatase activity. Lineage: Eukaryota; Metazoa; Chordata; Actinopteri; Perciformes; Liparidae.
UUCAAAAGAUCUAGACCGGUCUACAUCUUUUUAUUUUGUAAGUUUUCUUGUAGUCGCACAACAAUACCAGCAGGGAUAAAGUGCAGUAGUGAGUCUCGAUCCAGAUGCGCAUCGCUCGCUCACCACCACAGCCGUCUUUUCCUCUGUUGACGCUUCUUCUCCGCCACGUUGGUUCCCCGUGCGCGUGUGUCGCAUUCCGCUGCGCAUCACCGACGUUGUGUUUGUGAUGAGGCGGGAAAUGGCGUCCGCAGACAUGUUUGGUCUGUGACUAGCUACCGAGCGACAGACACAGCUGGCGGCAACAACCGCGGCCCGACCUCUACCGGUGGCCGCCACGGUCGCGGCCGAGAGCUGCCGCUGAGGGCUGGUUUUGAGGCACUUCUUAGAUCAUCAAUUUUUCUAUGUGACGUUGGAGCAUGAUGAAGCUGAGAGUGCGUAAAGCUCCUCAGCAGCCAAACUUUGGCCGUCGAACAAAGCCGUCCCAGGCCAAACGGAAACGCUGUGAAGUGGAGCCGUCCCCAGUGAGAGGUCGAGGCAAAAUGCAGAAGAAUGAAACCGGCCUUUUCUCCACGAUAAAGAAAUUCAUCCGUGGAAAUGCUGUCAAGGUGGAGCAGGAUAUCCCGGCGAAGAGGAGUCGUAUUGAUUGUAAUCCUGAGAGCGACCUAAUUACUUCAACGCCACAGACGAGAGGCCUUUCCAACAAAACUGUCUCCAGAGUUUGCCGGAAAAGUCCAGAAAAAGACACAAUGACCUGCAACAGUAAACCCAUGAAACCGAACGGUAAGCUGGAGGCGCCCGUCGAGGCCGCGAGCAACCCUCCACGCACCACCCUGCUCGGCACAAUCUUCUCCCCAGUCUUCAACUUCUUCUCACCAGCAACUAAAACUGCCACUCCCGGUUCCGACUCUCCUGGCGAAGCGGUGGAGGCCGAGGAAAUCAUCAAGCAGCUGGACAUCGAACCGGCAGAAGAAAUGCCAAGCAGCACCCUGACCUCCACAGAGGGCAUCGCCCCGAUGUUACCGCAGAGGCUUCCGAUGACCUCGGACACGAGCAUAGAACAAGGAGAAAUAGUCACUGAAACUGACAUGCCACCAUUAACGGCGCUGGGUUGUAUGCCGGCUGGUGGUUACCCACACGCUCUGCCGGCAGCUCCUCCAGAAACCUCAUAUGAAGAGGAAUGGGAAGUUUUUGAUCCGUACUUCUUCAUCAAGCACGUGCCUCCACUGACCGAAGAGCAGUUGACACGCAAACCGGCGUUACCUUUGAAAACACGCAGCACGCCAGAGUUUUCCCUCGUCUUGGAUCUGGAUGAAACUCUGGUCCACUGCAGUUUGAACGAGCUCGAAGACGCAGCCCUGACAUUCCCUGUGCUCUUUCAAGAUGUUAUAUACCAGGUGUAUGUUCGGUUGAGGCCUUUUUUCCGGGAGUUUCUUGAGCGCAUGUCUCAAAUGUAUGAGAUUAUUCUCUUCACGGCUUCAAAGAAAGUGUACGCGGACAAGUUGCUCAACAUCCUGGACCCGAAGAAGCAGCUGGUCAGACAUCGGCUGUUUCGUGAGCACUGUGUGUGUGUUCAAGGGAAUUAUAUUAAAGACCUGAAUAUUCUCGGACGGGAUCUUUCCAAGACGAUAAUCAUCGACAACUCACCCCAAGCCUUUGCCUAUCAGCUUUCCAACGGGAUUCCUAUUGAGAGCUGGUUUGUGGAUAGAAAUGACAACGAGCUUCUGAAGCUUGUUCCUUUCCUGGAGAAGCUGGUGGAACUGAACGAAGAUGUCCGACCGCACAUCCGGGAGCAGUUUCGUUUGCACAACCUCCUUCCUCCAGACUGACCGUGUGUUCGUCUCUAAGUUCAAGAUGGUGUCAACAUUCAGGAGAGGAAGAAGAAGAAGAAGACUCCCAGAAAAAUGCACUCAACGGAUUUCUACAUUGCAAUUGUUAGUUUAUAAAUUAUGCAAAACAUUGAAAGUUAUGAUCGAGUCCAAAAGCCCUGGGUGUUUUCACACACACACACACACACACACACACACACACACGUUCAAACCAGAUUUGGAGAAGACUUUUCACUCGUUUGUUUCUCGUGCGACUUUGAAGGCCUGGAGGUGUUUUGUCUUUGAACCUUUGGGAGGAACCGAAUGUCGUGCCGUGUUGGAUCUGAUGGACCUUGAGCGGACAGUCAAACCUGUAUAAUAUUCACUCUAUUUACUUGUAAAUAUAUGUACAUAGGUUGUUUUUUUUUCCCCCUCAAGGGUUUUAAGUCAUUUUAAUUUCUAAUUUUAGUAUGUAUUCUCGGAUUCGGUUGCUUUUAUAAACCAACAAACAGUUAGCGUGUUUCGUUUGAAGUUGUUGAUGAGCAGCUGCGUUCCUGUUGUCUGCCUGCAUUAUUCCUGUGAUGCUUUACUCCAUUACAUGCAGUUGUCUGUAUUAAGGUGCAGUAAAAAAAAAAAAAGUAUCUUUGGGGGCAGGGGAAAUGUUACUGAAACAAUAUUUUAAAUUCUGUAAUUUAAGCUAGACUUAGGUCUCAACUGAAUAUAAAGCCAUAAUGGCUGAAUUUUAAAUUUGGAUAUUUGUAUUUGAAAGUCCAUCGGGGGGUUCAGGCAUCGUGCACUUUGACAUCCAGCCCUUUGUAAGAAGAUGUAAAAUCUUGUCACUUUUCUAUACAGGUGUGAAUCACCUCGAUUUGUUAUGUGGAGCGGAGUGAAAUUGUAGCACCAGCAAAUUGCCAACAUGUUUGCUUUGAAAUCUUGUUUUCCAAGACGACGUCUGGGAUCUUUACGAUGUAGGAGUCACACGUUUUAUUGACUAUUGAAUGAUCACUCCUGUUGUAUUCAGUGUUACUCAAUGGUUUCCUUGAAAAUAAAUACAUUUUUAUACGA